AUGCGCAACACGGCGCUACUCGCCACCCUUUGUAUUGCCGUUUUGGUGACUACCACGCAACCGCACCAGGGCUUCUGUGCGGCGGCAAUGCCAAAUAAGGCGAGCGUUGAACUUAAAACACAGCAGGCGAGAUUCGACUGUGUGCACUAUGAUCUGCAAGGCUCCCAACUACAAAAGCAGCGCCCGAACGAGCAGGCCCACGAUUCUGCAGCGCCCCUGCGGCCUCCACGCAUGACAGAACUGAGUCCAGGAAAAAAGAUUAUUUUAGGACAAACCACACAAAACGACAUUACGUUUACUAAAACGCAUGAUCUGACUGCCACGAUUAGCGACACGCGUGAGGUGACUGCCACGCCCAGUCUGACGGCCACGAUUAGCGACACGCGUGAGGUGACUGCCACGCCCAGUCUGACGGCCACGAUUAGCGACACGCGUGAGGUGACUGCCACGCCCAGUCUGACGGCCACGAUUAGCGACACGCGUGAGGUGACUGUCACGCCGAGCGUGAGUGUGGUAUUGACAGCGACGCGAAGCGAUCCGCUGAUGGUGACGCCUACGUUAACCCUUUCUGGGGAAUCGACGAAAACCCUGGCACUGAGUCAUACGGUUUCGAAGCUGGUUUCACAGACAGUGUCACACACAGGAGAAGUUCCAAGUGUGAGUGUUUCUGAAACAGUUGCUGUUGUGUCUAUGACGGCUGAAGAGACGCUGACGUCUACUGUCUCCCUUGUUCCAACAGAAGCAGAAACGGCUUCGGUUUCUUUAUCGUUGUCAGGGACGCCUUCGAUUGUGGUUUGUCCGGACGCAGUGCCGUCAUCAAGUGCCCUAAAUGUACCAGCUACGUUGGCGAGCGUGCGUGAUGGGUUCCGCGUAAUGGCACGGGUUGAUGGUAAGAUUAUGACUUCUCUCUUGGUUAGUGGGGAUGAUGAGACUGUAGGGGGUGAGCUGCAAGAAGGUGUUAAUGUUAGUAAUGUCUUGGUAACGUGCACGGACCGAGAUGUGGGGAGGGUGAGUCGCAGGGGUUGUAGGUACUUUCUGUCGACACUGCAGAGAACGGUGCGACUUAGUCGAUAUGAUGAUGGUACCUUUGAAGUAGUGUGGCCGCCUCUUCCUGGUUAUUAUAUUAGUCUGCCUGAGUUUUUGAAUAUUGGUGUUCCUGUAGAGGAGGCGUUGGGGUGUCAUGUGGCGCGAGCUUCGCUGCAGCUACGUGGAGAACCGCCGCUGUCGCCACAAAUGAAUGCAGAGGUGGCGGCUGAGGAAUUGCCGUUCUAUCCACUUAUGGCUAUUGCUGUUGAUCCGAUGGAGCAGCCGGCCUUUGUGAGCGUUUCGGGACAAGUUGGUACGGUUGUGGGGAUGCUCUCACUAUUGGGCGCACCAUUUGGUGUGGUGGGACUCAACUACGUCACGGUCCUUAGUAUGAUGCCGUGCACUCCGGACGCAACGCGACGAAUUUUGUCAAGCUUCCGCAGUCUCUCGCUGACAACUAUUGAGGACUCGUUCUUUGGCGUGCUUGUGGGUAACCUCAUCCUUGGCGUCGCGGUGCUGCUGGUGCACACGCUGGUGAUGGUAGUGGCGAAGUUGAUGAGGCAUUUGAUACUCUCGGUAGCAGCUUCGCGCUGCUGGUACCCCGGCUUCUCGCUGUUGGUGCUUGUCAACCUCUACGUGGGAACCAGCUUUGCAUCGAUGCAGGGCUUCUCCUCUAAUGAUGGCUCGACGCUGGCGCUUAGCGUCGUCAUGUUUGUCGUGUUCGUCUGCGGCACCCCAGUGGCGCUCGUUGUGUGCAUGAUAAAGGUAAAGUCAACAUUCUACCCCAUCAGGACAGUGCCAGCGGCGCCGCGUAGAAAAGACGGCCGGUGCUUGGCAGUGGUUGCUAAUACCUGGAUGGUACGCGUGCGUGGUAUUUGGCUGCCAAGCGCAGUGACGAAUCGCUUCGUUGUGCUGCUGAUGAAUCUGCAGAGAGACCGCGCCACGUGGGUGACUCUGUGGCUGUGGGCGCCUCUUGUCGUCGCCGUGAUCGCCGCAUUCCCAGUCAUCUCGGCGGCUGGCUGCAUUGCCGCAAACGCUGCGCUCACAUUGGGCCAUUUGAUACUAUUCAUCCUUGUGGUGGUGUUUCGCCCGCUCAUCUCGCCCCUUGACAACGGUUAUUACCUCACCGUGAUGCUGGUGAGCAUGUGCAUCCUCGCUUGCAACAUUGCCCUGCUGCUGCAGCCUGAUAACGCGAGUGCAUUGGCGGCGGUGUGUGGAGCGGCGAUUGUCGCGGUUCUCAUGUUCAUUGUGUUCGUCAUUCUGAAAGUUGUGCAGUUAAUUGUGUUCUGUGGGAAGAAGUGGUUGGAUGCGGACGUGCGCAGCACACCACCCAGACGCCACGGGGUACUCAACCAAAGCGCAUCGCUGGGUGCGUCCCCCGAUCAGCAGCAGCAGCAGCAGCAGCAAGGGGAGGAGGAGGUGGAGGUGGAGCUCGGCGAGACAGGAGAACCCCUCCCGUUGAGAGUACGUCCAGUGAUGGCGCCGCGGGUGCGCACUAUGGUGGGGCGCGUCGUUGAUGUGCGGCCAGACGAGCGCAUUCUCCCCGGGCAGCAGCUGCCCCAGCGCCUCGUGGACGGUCUCAUGACUGACAAUGCCACCGCCGCCGGCGAGCUCGCGGGGCCGCCGGUGUUGCCGCUGCAAGAGAGGCCAUCCAGCCUUCUUCACCGCUCCCAAAGGGGCAGCUGGCCAUCACUCGACUCCAUCUCAUUCGUGACGCUCGAUGCUGAGAAUGCGGACGCCUCGCGUCGCGACGACACGGAUGAGGGCUCACGAUAA
Messenger RNA from Trypanosoma grayi, 2802 nucleotides. RefSeq lists its product as hypothetical. The coding region runs from base 1 to 2802 and encodes 933 amino acids. NCBI's taxonomy places the organism in Eukaryota, Euglenozoa, Kinetoplastea, Trypanosomatida, Trypanosomatidae. The transcript has a single exon. The record is from RefSeq and is a predicted model, not a curated record.